Callorhinus ursinus (northern fur seal) is the source of this 1037-nucleotide messenger RNA. RefSeq names its product BCL2 like 15 (gene BCL2L15). Gene Ontology annotation, biological process: regulation of apoptotic process. NCBI's taxonomy places the organism in Eukaryota, Metazoa, Chordata, Mammalia, Carnivora, Otariidae. The record is from RefSeq and is a predicted model, not a curated record. Gene Ontology annotation, cellular component: cytosol; nucleus.
CUCUGCAGCAAGCAUUGAAAAUGAAGAGGCCCCGAACUUUUGAGGAGCAAACGGAAUGCAUCGUGGACACUUUACUUACAGACUUCUUAGGCACCACAGUGCAGGUUGCUAACCGGGACCUACAUUAUGGAGAUGAACCAGAUUCAGGAGAGUCUUGCUCUUUUGACGUGGCCAUCAUUGCUGGCCGCCUUAGGAUGUUGGGUGACCAGUUCAAUGGAGAAUUGGAAGCUUCUGCCAAAAAUGUCAUUGCAGAAACCAUUCAGGGACAGGCAGGCGCUGUACUGCGGGACACAGUGCAAUCUCUCAGCCAGGCCUGGUGUGCUCAGGAUUCCAGCUUAGUUUACGAGAGAGCCUUUCUGGCAGUGUCAGUGAAGCUUCUUGAAUAUGUGGCCCGCAUGGCUCCCAAAAUGGCAAGACAGGUGGCUGUCCCCAUGACAAACAUGAUCAAUGGGAACAGUGCCAUCCGGGAGUUUGUCCAGGGCCAGGGAGGUUGGGAAAAUCUGGAGAGCUGAAGAAGAGGCGGCGCUGUUUCCCAGCCUGAACAUCACUGCCACUUUGAUCGGGUGAUUGAUUGCUGGCCAUUGACACAGACAACCAAAUCCAAAGCUACUUUCUUUUGGACACAACUGGACUUAGCUGAAUAAUUUCUUUGCCACUGAUGGCUAAAGUUGGGAGCAGCCCUCGGAGGUCUACAGAGAUUUUGUACUUUCCGUCUUUAUGAGAGUUUGAAGGAGGUUCCAUUUAAGCAAAGACCUCCAGAUACAAACUAAUGGCUUGUUAGGAGUGGAAUUUCCAGGCAACAGAGCAAGCCUUCGCUGGACGUAUUUUGGGAAAGGGAGCACACAGUAAACUAUUCAGAUUUAGCCCUGUCCCUUGCUAAGGAUCUUGUCUACUCACUCUACAGUCUAAAGGACUUCAAGGGAGAUCUUUGUUGGACUCUUGUUAUUUUAAGUUGAGGAUUUUCUUUUAAAUUCCUAUCCUAAGUUUUGUGUUAAUUUCACCAAAGCAGAAUUAUUUUUUGCAUUUUUAGGCUAAAA